Molecule: messenger RNA, 2535 nt
Organism: Polychytrium aggregatum
Lineage: Eukaryota; Fungi; Chytridiomycota; Chytridiomycetes; Polychytriales
Product: 7 transmembrane sweet-taste receptor of 3 GCPR-domain-containing protein
Exons: 8
Coding region: 1-2535 (844 amino acids)
Biological process (GO): G protein-coupled receptor signaling pathway
Cellular component (GO): plasma membrane
Molecular function (GO): G protein-coupled receptor activity
Source: RefSeq, a predicted model, not a curated record
AUGCUGUCCGUUGUUUCGACUGGCCGGCUGCUGGCCAAGUGCCUGCUCGUCCUGGCCCUGGCUGCAUAUGCAGCUGCAUUCUCUGUCCUCUCUGCCUCGCCCAAUAUCUUCCCCAUUGCCGGCGGCACAACCAUCAGCCUCACCCUCGCUGGCUACUAUGAUCCCUCGAGAACCUACCGCGUCGCCGUCUGGAACCCUACCACGGGCCGGAGCUCCAUCGCAACGGCCACAUUCAGCUCCGCAAGCACUGGCGGCAACGUCAACACCACCGCCGUUGUCUUCCAGAGCCCCGCGAUGGACGAAGGCGCCUGCGUUUUCAAUGUCACGGACGGCUUUACCGUGAGCGCGGGUGUCGUCGACUCUCUGCUGGUUUACGAUCCCUCGCGUCUCAGCGGAGCCGUUACAGCCUCCACCCAGGGCCAAGGCAUCAACGCUCGCUCACUGCUUGCCAACGGCGGAAACACAGUCAUCAUUGCCCUUCCCGCUAUGCCCAACAAUCUGCUCGCCUUGGCCAACGUAUCCCCCGCCAUUCGCAUCGUCAGCGUGGUCAAUGCCUCCAGCUACUACGACAUUGCUGCCCAGCUCAGUGGCAACACCCUCACAGGCUUCACCGACGCUGGCAUCGCACAGGUGUCUCUGGGGCAGCAGGCCAAGGCCCUCAUAUCCUUUGACGGAAAGCAGACCUUCCACGACCUGAGCCUCGUCUACACUCUCACAUGUAUGUCCAUCGAGCCUCAUCCGCAGCGAUGGUGCACACCGACACAUUCGACCAGAUCCUCGGUAUCUGGAUCGGUAUCGGCCGUGGAUGUCGCUACAAAUGGCGUCGACUCUGGUUUCGGACACUCGCUCAACGUUGGACUCAAUAACCUCAAGAUUCAGUUCGGAAGCUCUAUAUCCAUCUACACGCUCUUCAACAUUGGCUUCAACACCAACUACCAGCUCAUUCACGACACUAUCCAACAAAACUCCAUCGACAUUGCCAUCCUGGGAGUGACCAUUUCCCAGCAGCUCAAUCUCACCGUGACCUUGACCCAGAACUUUCCCAGCCUCAAGGUUCUCACCUGGACGACCUCCAACAUCAACCCCAUCCCGGCCAACACGCGCUGGUACUCCUUGCGCCAGGAGGAAGCAAAGUACUUGACUGGAUACGCUGCUGGUCUGUUUGCCAAGAGCCGGUCGGACGUCAGCUUCGCAAAUGGCAACAUCCCAAUUGGGUAUCUACUUCCAAUGGAGGUCCCAAGAACGAUGAUCCACGCCAAUAUGUUUCUCUUGGGUCUGCAGAAGGCCAUUCCUGGAGCGAAAAUGAUCACCCGAAGCAUCGGCACAUUCUACUAUCCAUUUGCCGAAACCCAAGUCUCGCAGCAGUUCCUGGCCGACGGCGUCAAGGUCCUUGGAUACCAGACCGACACGGUCAUUCCUGUUGCUGUCUUCACCUCAAAUGGAUCCUACAUCGCUGCCGCAAACACCGAUCCCAGCGGCGACUAUGGCAACCGCGUUCUGGCGACAGCUUCCUUUGACUGGAUCACGAUCUUUGGACCAUUCGUUCAGAACUACAUCGACGGCGUGCCGCUCAGUGACACCGCCAUGGUCAACUCUGGCCUGCUCAGCGGCCUUACUUACAUCACCGGGAUCUCUGGCUGGUUCGACGUCAAUCAAGUGGCAGCCAUUCAGGCCGAAGUUGCCCGCCUCAAGUCGCUCCCGGACAACUCCCGGUACUGCGGUCCCAUUUAUGAUGUCAACGGCAACACCAUCAUCGGUCCCAACGACUGCCUGAACUUCACCUUCACCAACACGCUGAACACGUACUUCCAGGGCAUCGUGCCCAUGGGCCAGUUCAACCCCGUCUUUCCCUACGAGAAUCGCCACCUGAUCUCGAUGGGUCUACGAAUCGUUAUAUUCUUGAUCACGGCCCUCAGCCAGGUUAUCACCCUUGGCAUCACCCUCCUCAUCAUCCUCAACCGUGAACAGCCCCAAAUCAAGGGCGGGUCGCCGACGUUUCUGGUGCUGAUGGGCUUCAGCGCCAGCAUCGCCCUGUGUGGCAAUUAUCUGAUGGGCAUGGAUGACAAUGUCAUCCAGGACGCCAAUACGCUCAACGCCGCCUGCAUGGCGACGCCAUAUGUGAUUGUCCUGCCGAUGAUGCUGAUGUUUGGCGCACUGCUCAUCAAGAUGUGGCGCAUCUAUCGCAUCUUCAAGAACCCCAAGGCCGAGAUCAUCAGCUUCAGGCCGCACGAACUCUUCUUCACGAUGGCUGCUCCGAUGCUGGUGUCGUUGGGCAUUAUUCUCGUUUGGAACUUUACGGCGCCCCUGGAGUGGAUCCGAACCAUCAUCAACACCGAUUCGUUCGGGAACAGCAUCGAGUCGUCUGGGCUCUGCAAAAGUUCCACCACGCUGAGCUUUGAUCCAUUCCCGAUCUCGAUCUUCUUUAUAUUCAUGGCAAUCCUCCUGACCAGCUUCUGGAUCGGGCACUCAACUCGAAAUGUUCCGUCGCAGUACAACGAGGGGAAAAACCUGAGAUCCUCGUCGAUCCCCGCUUGA